AUGGAGGCAAAAGAUGGCUCGGUAAUCGAUUUUGAGCAUGUUUGGAAUCAUGUCCGUUGUCUUACCAACUCGAAUGCAUGCGAUGAAGAGAUCGUCCCAGCCGAAAUGAAAAUCUUUAUCAAAAAUACCCUUCAAGAUCACUUUUCAAGUGAGGUCAAAGCAUAUUUGGUAGAAAAACACAGAGAAGAAAAGUCACAAAUUGACAACGGAAAACAAACAAUAGCGCCAAACUUGUCAGAUGAUGAGCUCUUCGAAGAAGUCCCAAUUUUUUGGGCGAAAAUCAUGAAUCGAGGUGCAAAAGUCUACGAAAUACCUUCAACUUGCAAAAGUCACAGCGAUGAAUCGUCUCCUCAUUCUCCUCGUUUUCCUCGUUCCACUAAUGACGGCGAUCUCGUUGAAAUUCGAUUCGAUGCUGAAAAAUUUGAUCAAUUUGCAAACAAAUGGAAAAAGGACUAUGGAAAUACUGGAGAGGUUUUGAAGCGAGCGAAGAUUUGGAAGAAAAACAAAGACGACAUUGAAAAGGAAAACAAGAAAAAUCGCGGCUACACUCUGGUCGAGAAUUUCUUCACCGAUUUGGAUGAUGAUGAGAAAGCGAAACAUACGAUGAAAGCACAUUUUGUCACUGAUGUAAUCGAGGGAAUAAAAGAGGGAUUACCACCACGGAGAAAUUUGACGAAACCCCCGAGAAACACUCGAACGAAGAGAGAAACUCUCCCGGAAACUUGGUAUGAGGGUGCGGUGGAAGACUGGCGAUGGUACGGCCUCGUUCCACCAGUCAAAGAUCAACGCGAAUGCAAUUCGUGUUUCUCUUUUGCCCCAAUGGCCACCAUCGAAGUGCCGUUGAAUUGGGCGUCGAAUUCGGGUGCCAGCAAUGUUUUGUCUGAGCAGGAUGGACUUGAUUGUGCCGGAGCCGGUGAUUGUGAAGGCGGUGGAUACAUGCACAAAAUCUAUCAGUAUUCAAUGAGCGCAGGAAAUGCUGAUUCAUCUUUGUAUCCAUACACAGAAAGCGAUGGAACCUGUCAAACACAAAUCACGAGACGAAACCUCAUCAAGGAUUACAAGAGGUUGACAACGGUGCAACAAAUGGAAGACGCCAUUUAUUGGAAUGGACCGAUCACUGGCGCGAUUCGUGUCCCGAACUCGCUUCACUCAGCCGGCACGGGAAUCUUCUAUCCCGAUCAAACGACUUGUGAUGCAACAGUGACGAAUGGACACACAAUGGCCAUUGUGGGAUACGGAACCGAGAAUGGGAUCGACUAUUGGAUCAUUCGAAAUUCGUGGGGUCCGGACUGGGCUGAAGGCGGAUAUUUCAGAAUGCGAAAGGGUGUCGACAAUUGCGGGAUCGAGACUCGCGGUGUCUAUGUGCCGGUGAUGAUC
This is a messenger RNA of Mesorhabditis belari, 1377 nucleotides long. The record is from the annotation of a GenBank genome assembly. NCBI's taxonomy places the organism in Eukaryota, Metazoa, Nematoda, Chromadorea, Rhabditida, Rhabditidae.